Molecule: messenger RNA, 434 nt
Organism: Micromonas commoda
Lineage: Eukaryota; Viridiplantae; Chlorophyta; Mamiellophyceae; Mamiellales; Mamiellaceae
Exons: 1
Coding region: 1-156 (51 amino acids)
Source: RefSeq, a predicted model, not a curated record
AUGGGCAAACACCAUGAUUGGAGGCCAAGGGGGAGCGUAUGCGCCUUGGUGACAACACCCGCGUGUGCGGUACCACCAGAGGUUUUGGAGGGGGGUGUGAACUCAGUGAGUUCAACACAUCUUAGCUGCGACGGGAUGAACCUCAGUAGAUCGUAGCAGCAAGGCUACUCUGCUACUUACAGUACCCGGCAGCGCAUUAAAGUCGUCUGCAAUGGAUGUAUCGGUCCGGCCGUUCGGAAUUGCGAUCGCAAUGCUAUUCAUAAAACUAUACGUAGUCGAUUAACGACGGACCGGUAGGUGGUGCUCCAUCGAGGACUGCUACCAAGCUUAGAGGCGUUCAGCUGUUAGCAUGUCACGCGUAGCUUCGCGCCAUCGGCUUUUCAGCCGAGCGCAUUACCAAAUGCGUGAUCGGAUGGUUCCUCUCGUACUGAAUC